Aureobasidium namibiae CBS 147.97 is the source of this 981-nucleotide messenger RNA. RefSeq lists its product as uncharacterized. The transcript has a single exon. The annotation marks the transcript as partial. NCBI's taxonomy places the organism in Eukaryota, Fungi, Ascomycota, Dothideomycetes, Dothideales, Saccotheciaceae. Gene Ontology annotation, biological process: regulation of transcription by RNA polymerase II. Gene Ontology annotation, cellular component: nucleus. The record is from RefSeq and is a predicted model, not a curated record.
AAGGGCGUCUGCCCCAUCGCGUCUUGUGGUAGACACAUCAAGGACUUGAAAGCACAUCUGCUUACCCACAAGAACGAGCGACCCGAGAAGUGCCCGAUCACUUCAUGCGAAUACCACAUCAAGGGCUUUGCCCGAAAGUACGACAAGAACAGACAUACCUUGACCCACUACAAAGGUACGAUGGUCUGUGGAUUCUGUCCAGGCAGCGGCAGCUCUUCAGAGAAGAGCUUCAACCGUGCUGAUGUCUUCAAGAGACAUCUCACCUCAGUACAUGGUGUCGAACAGACCGCACCCAACGCUCGUAGAAGAAGUGGUGGAAGCUCCAGUUCCAAAGGCGCCCUCAACAAGAUCGGCACCACUGGCAUGUGCUCGACCUGUGGCGUGGCGUUCGCCAACGUUCAAGACUUCUAUGAGCAUCUCGACGACUGUGUUCUUCGCGUCAUCCAACAAGGUGACCCUUGCGAAGCCAUCAACGAGAGAAUCCUUAGCUCGAUGGUGGAUGACAAGUCUGUCAUGGAGACCUUGGAGCGACACUCCUUGAGCAAUGCUUCGGGCUUCUCGGGACCCACUGUCUUCAAUGAUGAUGAUGAAGAUGACGAAGAUGAUGAGGAGAGAUACAUCAAGGAUGAGAUGGUCUCUCCCGUCCUUUCCAACAGCGGCGUCACAGAUGUGACUCGCCAAGGCAUGACCUACUCCAAAGGAGGUGUUGCACUACACUCUGUUGCAAAGAACAACAAGCGUCGUAAGAACUAUCCUCCCUCAUGGAACGCACCGCCAGAGAAGAUGAAGAUGAAGAAACGAGUCUUGUGUGUGUUUGAUGGACCACGAAGACUUUGGAAGGAUGACUUGAUGCUCGGCCUUGACAACCAAGUACGAGAGCCUCUAUCCGGCAGAAACUGGGUCACCAGCCUGGACGUCCAGACUCUUCGAAGGGCCGAGGGCAUCCUCGAGGCAACAGAAGAAGAGAAGGGCUCAUGGUUG